AUGAAUAGAUUUGACAAUAGAUCGCAUCAUAACGAAAAUCAAGGAUUAGACGAUGAUGUGGUUGGAGAGAUCUUAGAGGAUAUAGAAUGCCUCAAUUUAGCAGAUUCCGAUGUUGAAGAUACCGAUUUGCUCAAUGAUGAUACUUUUGGAGCAAUUGAAGAUUCCCAUUGGGAUCCAACAGAGACGUUUUUAGAGGCAGAGAGACAAAAAAAUGCUCCAAAAAGAAGAACACGGCCUGUUAAUGCAGAUUUGCAAAAAUUCAGCGAUUUUGACAUUUUAUUAAAACAACCCAAUCUAAACAGACGCAAAAGAGAUUUAAACUUUAAAAGGCGUGAUGGACAGAGAAAAAAUCAUAGCCCAUCACCUCACGAAGAUACAGAACCCGAGGAACGUAUUUGGGAAGACGAUCUUGAAAAAAUUAAAAAGUUUUGUUUAUUUGAAAUUACACCAGACCAUGUUGAGCAAUUAGCCAAUAACGCAGUUAAGUUGUCAGAUAGGUUUAAAUUAUCGCAAAGAACGAUUGAACGUCACGUUAGAUGCGUGGAACGUAAUGAUAGAACAUAUGAACGAGAGUUUUUCAUGAACCCAAACGAGUUUGAUAAGAUUCUAAGAAUCCAACUAGCCCAGGUUUCGAAGGACCCGAAACUCCAAAGCUAUUCAGGAAAGUGGAACCUGUACCAUUUGGGAGUUAAAAAAGGCCCACAACAGGAAGAAACCAGUGAUGGACAAAAUGAAGGUAAACAUGAUGAAACCGACAAUCUUAAACAACCAAAGGAAGAUAAAUUAGAGAAUGCAGAUGAAUCUAAGGUUCUCAGCGAUGAUAAUAAAACAGAAGAGUCGAAACCCACUAAAACUCGCCCAGUGAGGUUUGGAAAGGCAAGUUCAGCAUCAAUAAGGCACGGUAGAAAAUUGAUAUACUUGGGAGGUGAUUCAUCAAAUACUCCAAGAUCGGAAAAUGUUCAAGAUGUGUGCAUGGAUACUCAGGUCAGAACGACAAUUGAGACGUGUUAUGAGACAUUAUAUGUGCUCUGUGACGUUGAAAAUGAAAUAGAAAAAUGCCCAAUGAACCAUGUUUCAGCGCUGGAUAAGAUGCAAAAGGACAGAGAUGAGUACCUGCGAGACCUAUUCAGUAUGUUAACAGGUGAUGAUCAGGUUUUCAGAGGCAUCCUAUCACUUAACAAAGGUAGAUUACUUGCAACCAAAAUCGGCCGCAAGUUCGGCAUUGAGAAUAAACUCCUUUUAAUAUGCUCAAUUAUUAACUCCCUUGACUGUUUUGUUGAGAUUUGCCAAAAUGUAGAUAAAGCUUUGGAAAAUGUUCCAGAUCUGCUAGAUUUCAUCACCUUGGUGACAAACCCACACCAGUUAAAGUCACUGGUGGCCUUUGAAAAUACCUCCGAAAGUACAACAAUGGUCUCGAAUGGUGAGAAGAUACAAAAUGUUUUGUAUGUAUUCAACUCUUACUCAAGACUAUACCUAUUUGCUAUUGAGGGGAUUACCCUAACUGGGCACUUGUUUCUACUAACAGGGAAUAAAGGAAGACACACUGCUCUUCAGAGAUGCUCUAACAUACUCAUUUCAUUCCAGCAAAAGUGUAAGGGAUUUGAGAGGAUCCUAAGCACCAGAUCAGGAGUCGUGUUCAUAAACAUUUUCCUACAAAGAAUUAGGACGAAUGCCGGGGCAGUUGACCAGAAUACAGUGGAUAUUCUGCUACACUACACGCUCGAUAUCUCUGAACACAUAGAGUCUAACCAGAAUGAAUGGAACUCCCUGGCCUCUAACAUUGUUAAAAUGUUUUAA
Molecule: messenger RNA, 1797 nt
Organism: Theileria annulata
Lineage: Eukaryota; Apicomplexa; Aconoidasida; Piroplasmida; Theileriidae
Exons: 1
Coding region: 1-1797 (598 amino acids)
Source: RefSeq, a predicted model, not a curated record